Andrographis paniculata is the source of this 2861-nucleotide messenger RNA. RefSeq lists its product as uncharacterized. Bases 567 to 2507 code for a protein of 646 amino acids. Lineage: Eukaryota; Viridiplantae; Streptophyta; Magnoliopsida; Lamiales; Acanthaceae. The transcript is spliced from 4 exons. The record is from RefSeq and is a predicted model, not a curated record.
CUACUGUCAACACAACUCUCUCUGUCCCUUCUCUCCUUUCUCUCUCUUCCUCUCAGUUGAGUUCUCCUCGCUGGCAAUAAGCAUACCGAAUAGUUUGUUUGAUACCAUUUCCUCCUUCCUCUCCUCUCCAGUCACAAACCCUGCUCUGCUCUGCAGUUCUUUCCUGCCUCCCUCAUCACCCCCCACCGCCACCGAAAUAAUGUACACAUGAAAGUGCUCCUACCAAUUCCUUUCUCCUCUCCUCUCCAGAAUCUCGAUUCAAAAAACUUAACCGUUUCCUAACACCGGGCCCGGGCCGGGCCUUCUCCGACAAGCUGAUUCUGUGAAGAAAGCUGACACCUUUUUCCCUUGGAAGUCGCAGAAAUAUUGGUGAGGUAAAAGGAGGAAUUGAUGGAUGGAGCUCUCGGAUUUUCCGGAGAUUGAAAAGGAUGAAUAGCUGAGGAGCCAGCCUGCAGUUUCUCUGCGGUUUUCAGUGGAAUGUGGGAGGGUUUUGUGUUUGAUUAACGUUUAGUGGGCUUUUGGUUGAAGAAGUAACUUCCAUUUUUGAUUUGGGGUUGGAACUGGAAAUGGUGAGCUCUGAAGAAGACCCUAACAAGGGCAUUGAUGCGUCGGUGGGCGGGUUGGUUUGGGUCCGUCGGAGAAACGGGUCGUGGUGGCCGGGUCGGAUCCUCAGCCCAGAUGAGCUGCCGGAGGGCUGCGUGCCGACGCCCAAGGCCGGCACUCCUGUGAAGCUUCUUGGUAGAGAAGAUGCUAGUGUGGACUGGUAUAACCUGGAGAAAUCAAAAAGGAUUAAACCUUUUCACUGUGGAGAGUACGAAGACUGCAUCAAGAAAGCCAAGUCAGGCGCGUCUCAACUUUUAAAGAAAGGAGUCAAAUACGCUCGACGAGAAGAUGCGAUUCUUCAUGCACUCGAAAUCGAAAAUGCCCGUCUUCAAAAGGACCUUCCGGAUCUUUCCGGAACACCAGAUACAAAAAACAGUGAGCAACAAAAUCGCGCUGACGAACCUUCCGUGCUCAAUCCUAGCAAAGAAAACAAAGAUGUCGACAAGGGUAAUAGCUCUGGGGACGGUUCGGAUUCAGCUCAGGAACGAUCCCAGUCAGGAGUGUCGUUCGAGGAGCCCGAGCGUGCGGUCGUAGACGAUAAAGAACCGAAGCAGCGGAAAACUCCAAACGAUUCUGAGGACGACGGGCCGGGAGGAGCGAAACGGAUGAAAGGACUUCAGGAUUUGGGGAUGGGCGCAGCGUUGCCGGCGAAGAGGAAAAGAUCGCAAGUUGCUCAUGUCCAUGAAUUCUUGAAAAAGAAGAAUCGACGGCGCACUAUGACGAAAGUUUUAGAGAGUACUACAGCAUUGCCAGUUCCUGCCGCAAACGAGCAACCGUCCAGCCCUGUCGAACCUUCUGCGCAGAUAGCUUCCGACAACAACAAGACUUCUGAGUUGGAAUCCUACGAGUCGAAGAAUAGCAACUCUGUUCUCGUCAAUAAUAACUCGGAUAGUAAUGGCACUUCAUGCGAAGACGCGACGCCGCUGGAUGCGGCGGGGACUAAACAGAAAGACGCCGAGCAAUCUGCAGGCACGAAGAUCCCGUCUCUUUCUAAUGCGUCAAAGAAGGCUCCAAUCGGCGCCAAAAACGAAUCUAGCCGUAGUAGUCGCGUCGAAGAGCACAAUGAGUCGGGUUCAACGAGUUCGGGCGCUGCGAAUAUCCCUCAAAUCAGUACCGAUAAACCAGAGAAAGGCGCAUCUGAUUGGCAGAUAAAAGGGAAGAGGAAUUCUAGGUCGAGAAAGGUUGAUAUCGACAAUGAAGCUGAAACAAACUUGCCAGGCGCCGACGAGGAUCCCAAGCCUGCAAAGUCGAGGCCAAUUACCGAAAUCCAGCUCGGCUGGAACCGAAGUUCUCCAAAAGAAACCCAGUCCGCUCCUCCGAGAAUGCUCCCGUAUCGCCAGUCUCGUUUCACAGUCAACCCGAAGUACGAGGCCUCCGAAUUUUCGCUCAGCCACCACAUUGCGGGACCUAACAUUUACGAAGUGACGAUCACAGUGAAAACGGAGUACAAGCCGCAGCACGUCCCAUACAUUUCCCUUAUGAGCAAGUUCAACAGCGACCCAAUUGUAGGGCACCCUCUCACAGUCGAGGCGGUCGACGAAGACUUCUGCAACGACUUAAUCAGCGCCGGAAAUUCUAAGUUAGAGCUCGACGAUCCGGGAGAAGGCAAGGAAGCUUCGAAAGGUGGCGGAAAGUCUAAAAAGGUAAAGUCAGGGCGAGGUAAGCGAAACAGAAAGCAGGGAUCACGCGGGCAGUCGGGAAAAGCUCCGAGGAAGAGCGUGGCGGCGAUGUCAAAGAAGAUUCGGAAACUGUCUUCCCUGACAGGAUCACAGAGAAUGAGCAAAGAAUUGCAGAAAAGGAAGAAGAAGAAAGCGGGAGAAGGCGCGGAAAAGAUGAGGGGACCGUCGGUAGCUUGUGUCCCGUUGACGGUAGUUUUCAGUCGGAUAAACGCGGCGUUGGCGUGAUCGGGAUUGCGAUCGGGAUCGAUGGAUGGAUUAGGUUAAAAGGGAUAUAGAGAAGAUGAAGUAUGGAUUUGGUUCUUGAAGGUAGAGUUGUUGUUUUUAACCAAUAAUGGUGAUGAAAGAAAGGAAACACAAAACAGGGAAAGACUUUUAGUGUGUGUUUUUAGAGAGAGAGAGAGAGAGAGAGAGAAGCUUUUGUUGUACAUAAAAGUGCAGAUGGCUUCAUAGUUCUGAUGCUGCUACUUUGUUGUCUAUUUGAUGUUUUGUUUUGUUUUGUUUUAUGGGUGAAAGGAAGUAAGGAUUGGGAUGUUAGACAUAGACAUUGAGAUUAGACUAACCUUUUGAUUUUGAACCUUA